Molecule: messenger RNA, 1736 nt
Organism: Gossypium arboreum
Lineage: Eukaryota; Viridiplantae; Streptophyta; Magnoliopsida; Malvales; Malvaceae
Product: protein NUCLEAR FUSION DEFECTIVE 4-like
Exons: 3
Coding region: 82-1713 (543 amino acids)
Cellular component (GO): membrane
Source: RefSeq, a predicted model, not a curated record
AUACCAAUAUUAUUUCCAUAAAACUCAUCUACAUCAAUAUUUUUUUCGUAUCUAUUACUUUCUUUGUAAUUUCUUUCACAAAUGGGUCCUUUCUUUUCACUUUCCUGUGCCGGAAAAUGGCUUGGACUGGUGGCUGCUAUUUGGGUUCAGGCCAUUUGCGGCAACAACUAUACAUUUGCCAAUUACUCCGAUGCAUUGAAAUCGCUUAUGUCCCUUACUCAGCUGCAGCUCAACAACCUUUCUGUCGCUAAAGACGUCGGCAAGGCUUUUGGGCUCGUUGCCGGGUUUGCUUCCGAUUGUUUACCGACGUCGGUUUUACUUAUUAUCGGAUCGGUCGAAGGGUUCAUAGGAUAUGGAGCUCAAUGGCUUGUUGUUAGCCAGCGAAUUCAUCCACUUCCAUACUGGCAGAUGUGUAUGUUUCUAUGUAUGGGAGGCAAUAGCACUACAUGGAUGAACACUGCAGUUCUGGUUACUUGUAUGCGAAACUUCCCGAAAAAUCGAGGCCCGGUCUCGGGGAUCCUUAAGGGCUAUGUCGGACUCAGUACCGCAAUCUUCACGGAUAUAUGCACAGCUCUGUUUUCUUCGGACCCUUCAACGUUUCUCUUCAUUCUUGCCGUUGUUCCGGCCAUCGUUUGUCUUACCGCUACAUUUUUCCUCCACGAAAUCCCAACCCCGACUUCCAACCCGAGCGAACUCCGGCAAGAAACGCUGUAUUUCCACGUCUUCAAUGGCAUUGCUAUCAUAUUAGCCGUCUAUUUAUUGGCCUUUGAUAUCACCGGCAAUCACGGCCGGGUUUUAUCGUUGGCAUUUGCGGUAGGACUCCUUGUCCUACUAGCAACUCCAUUGAGUGUACCAUUGUAUUCGUUCAUAUCUAAACCAUUGUCCGAUUCAGAUAUCGAGCGGCCGAUGAAAGUGUCGUUGUUAGCGGACCAACCAAAGACGACGACAACAACAACAACAGGUGUUGAGCUGCAGUAUCUCGAACGAAAACGACCGUCGAUCGGGGAAGAUCAUACGAUCGUCGAGAUGAUACGAACAUUUGAUUUUUGGGUAUUGUUCGUCUCGUUUCUUUGCGGUGUCGGAACCGGGAUGUGUGUGAUGAACAACAUGGGACAAAUGGGGAUAGCUCUUGGCUACUUGGAUGUCUCCAUUUUCAUCUCUCUUACAAGCAUUUGGGGUUUCUUCGGACGCAUUGCUUCGGGUUUAAUAUCAGAAUACUAUAUCUGGAAAUUUGGAACACCAAGGCCACUAUGGAACGCAGCAUCACAAGUUCUAAUGGCGAUCGGCUAUAUCGCCAUGGCCUUAGCCCUACCCGGCUCACUAUACAUCGGCUCUAUCCUGGUCGGAAUAUGUUAUGGGGUUCGCCUGACAAUUACAGUUCCAGUUGCCUCAGAGCUGUUUGGUCUGAAGUACUAUGGUCUUUUGUACAACAUCCUUAUCCUCAACCUUCCUUUAGGUUCCUUCCUUUUCUCUGGUUUGCUUGCUGGGUAUUUAUAUGAUGCACAAGCCACCGUCGUUGACGGCGGAGGUAACACUUGUGUUGGGGCUCAAUGUUAUUGCCUUGUGUUUGUGAUUAUGGCUUUAACAUGUGUUGUUGGGUUGGGAUUGGAUGUUUUGCUGGCUGUUAGGACAAGAAAUGUUUAUGUUAGGAUUCAUGAAAGUAAACGAGCCAUUGCUGUAUCUGCAACAGAUUGUUCUUCAGCAAAAUAUUGAUUGAAUCUUGGGUUAUUUAUUUA